GGUCAACGGUAAUUCAAUUCAAGUUUAACGGACGCCAAAUUGUAAAAUAUUUUAGAUUUUAGAAUCCCAAUAAAAGUGAAACCAAUAUAAGACAGUGUUCUUACUAAAUAUUAUCGUUAAAAUGGAGAAUCCAUUAUGGGAACGCGUUCUAAUAGAUUGGGUAAAUUGUUUAAAACUUUCUAAUCCUAUUCAAAAGCUUGACGACCUCAGAGAUGGUUUAUUCUUUAGUAACCUUUAUAAAAUAACAAAAAAGUCCUCAGACAUUGAUUGUGAUAUACUAACAUAUAUUUUUGAUGUUUUAAACGAACAUUAUUCCGAUUUUAUUAUUCACAAUAAAACCAUUAUACACCUUAGUGAUCUCCCUAAAGAUGAUUUAUGUGCUAUUACUUCACUUCUGAUGCACUACACAAUUAUGCAUGACAGAAGGGAUGUAUUAACAUCUCCACUUUGUUAUAAUCUUCAAGAAUUUACCCAAAUCAAAAUCCGGAGCUUUUUGGAAAAGGUACAAGAUACAGUUAACAAUGCCGAACUUGCCAGGAUAAUAAAUAGUUGUAUUGAAGACAAUAGAAAUUAUAGUUGGAUCUCUAGCCCCUUACAUAAUUCAUGUAACAGUCCUUUACAGGAUGUAUUGAAGACUCCAGCUGUGAAGAGCACUAGAUUGUUUGAAAGAGAUAAAGAAAUAGCUAAACUAAAAGCAAGUUUAGAAUUGGUUCAAGAUGAGAAAGAAAUUGCUGAAAAGGACCUCCAGAGUCAAAUCGAAAGGAACAAAAAGUUGGAAAAACAACUGGGUCAAAAAACUGUAGAGAUAUCAAAUUUAAGGAGUGAGGUUCUUGAAUUAGAAAAUAGAACUCCACCACACUACAGGGAUAAAGAUUACAGGGAAAUGCAGAAAAUACUAAGGACCAAAGUUGAUAGUCUUGAACAAAUCCUCGAACAAAGUGACAAGGAGAACCUAGAGUUGAGAGAAGAAAGAGAUAAGGAAAGAGCACAGGUAAAACAACUAGAAAGCCGUUGCAAGACUUGGUUAGAAAAAUUUAUAGAUGCAGAUAACAACUUAACAUCAAUUACAGAAAACUAUAAAGAAUUACAAUUAAAAAAUGAGAAUCUACAGGCACAUUGCCUAGAACUUGAAGCUUUACUUGAUGAACUCAAACCAAAAUCAAUGAACGACACCAUUAUUGAAGAGAGUUUUCAAACUCUAUCUCGUAGAUCGAGAAGCUUGGGAUCUCAGAGUGAAGGGGAAGAUCUAGCUCAUUCAGUAAUAGAUGUACAACUGAAAGAACUUCAAAAAGAGAAUCAGACCAUCAAAACAAAUUUAGACCAUGUCCAGAACAAUUGUAACCAACUCACAGAUGAAAUUGACACUCUCACCUUAGAGAGAUCUGUGUUAAAUGACGAAAAAAUUCAAUUGGAACUUGAGCUACAAGCAGCAAAUGGUAAAAUUGAAGAAUUUACAAUGAAUUACCAACAGCUUCACGAAAACUGGAAAAUUUUAACACAAAAUAAAAAUUUCCUUGAAAAGGAAAAAGCUGGUUUAAUAAAUGAAAAUCAAAAUAUGCAAAAAUCAAUCAAAAACCUUACAAAUGAUGCAGAGGAAUUGUCGAAAGAUCUAACAAAAUGCAAAGAAGAAAAAGAUCAACUUGCGGAAACAAUAAACAAUUUAACAGCCAGUAAACAAGUAAUAGAAACAGAAUUGGAAUACACCAAACUUGCCUUAGAUCAACUAACAAAUAAGAAAAAUGAUCUGGAUGUUGAAUUAGAAAAAGUAACAAGAGAAAAGCUUGACAUAUGUACACAGAAGAAUAGCUUAAGUGAUGAACUUAAACAAACUAAAAUAUCUCUUAAAGCGGUUGAAGAUGAAAGAACUGCUUUAUCAGAAAAUCUUGUAAAGUAUAAAAAAGACAAUAGUGAACUUGCUCUUGUAAGAAAAGACUUAGAAGAUCAACUCGACUCAAUGAGACAAAAUGUAGAGAAUUUAAAUUCAGAUUUACAGAAGAAGAUUACAGAAAUACAGCAAGUAUCUGAAGAAUUAAAUGAUUUGAAGACUAAAUAUGAAAAUAUCCAAGUGGCUUGUGCCAACCUUGAAGAAGAAAAGGUAAACCAAGAAGGUUUGAUUACUAUUCUUGAGGAGAAAAACAAAGAGUUAUUACACAAUUUAGCAAACGUCAUGGAGGAAAAAUCUUCUGUAUCUGAUGAAUUAAGAAAAAAGUCUGAAACUGUCAUUAAAUUGGAUGAAUCACUUAAAACCAUGAUAAAUGAAAAAACCUCAAUAGAGGACUGUUUGACAGAGACUAUUUCAAAAUUGCAUUUAUCUUCCACAUUAAACUCUGAAUAUUUAGAAAAACUCGAUAUUGCAAACACCGAAAGGAAGAAUCUAGAAGAAGAAAUUCGCAAUUUGAAAAAUAACAAUGAAUAUUUAUUAAAAACAUACCAGGAGUUAAGCAUGCAGUUUGAAAAGGUAACGAAUGAAAAAGAAAGUAUUAAAAUUGAACUGAAUACAAAAAUUACGCUACUCUCUGAAGUAUCUUCAGAAUUAAAGGAAAUUAACAAUAAUUUGGUGGAUGUAUCAUCAAAAUUAGUAGAAUCAUCUGAGUUGAAUUCUCAUUAUUUGACAAAACUUAACAUUUCAAUUGCUACAAACAACAAAUUAGAACAAAAUAUUCAAGUAUUAAACGCUGAAAUACAAAAUUUGACAAAGAAAUCAGAAGAUCUAACAAGUGAAACAUUAAAACUAAACAACGAGAAGAAAGAUAUUUUUGAACAACUAGAAAAUAAGUGUGCGAUAGUUGCAGAAUUAUCUUCUUCCAUGGAAGAACUACAAAACGAUAAAUUGACUAUUACUGAGGAGCUAGCUACAGUUAUUUCUGGUAAUAAGGCACUUUUGGCGGACAUAGACAAAACGAGACAUGAGCUACAACAAGUGGUAGCUGAAAAAGAGGAAGUUUUACAAAGAGAACUUGAACAAAAAUAUGAAAUUGAGCAGAAGUUUAAAAACUCAGAGAUACAACUAAGUGACAAAGUUGCUGAUAACUUACGAUUGAAGGAAACCUUGCAAGAUAUCGUAAAAAACAAGCACGAAUUAGAAGAACAACUAGAUAAUACAGAAACUGCCCUCAGUAAGGCAUUGCUUGAUAUAAACAAUUUAACUGAUGAGCUACGUAAAAUGACAGAAGAUAGAAAUAAUAUUAUAAGCGAAAAGGAAAAUAUUUCUAAUACUCUCGAUACUGCACAAAUAUCUCUUAUUAAAGUUCAAAGUGAAGCACAUAUCCUAGCAGAGGAAUUGGAAAACAAUAAAGAAAGUUUUAGUCAACUUCUCAUAUUAAAGAACGAUAUUGAACAGCAACUGCAGGCAGUGAUUACUGAAAAAUCUGCAAUGGAAACAGAAUUAAAAGAAAUUUCUUCAAAAUUAGAAGAAUGUUCUGCAUUAAAUUCACAGUAUUUGGAAAAUCUUACAGCUGCAAUUAACGAAAAGGUUGCUAUAAACGCAGAGAAACAAGAAUUGAUAAAUAAAUAUAAAGAAUUAAGUGACAGUAACAAAGUAAUAUCUAAAGAAAAGGAAGAUGUUUUGACUGAAUUGGAAAAAAAUACUCAAAUAACUAUUGAGAUGUCUUCUAAGCUAAGUGAAUAUGAAAAAGAUAAGCAUGCACUAACAAAAGAAAUUGAUAAAAUAACUAGCCAUACAGAUGAAUUGUUAGCAAACUUAAAAGAAAGAGAAAGUGACUUACUUGAACAAAAUGUACAUCUUAAAGAAGAACUGAAUAAAACAAUUGCCGAAAAAAUGAAUCUAAGUGAAAGUUACGAAACAGCUAAAUCUUCACUAGAUCAAGCUACUAUUGAAAAUAAUUUCGUCAACGAACAACUAACAAUUUUCCAACAGAAGGAACAUGAUUUGCUUGAGGAAAAUGCAAAAAUUAAAGAAAACCUUGAUAAAACACUUACAGAAAAGGUCCAACUAAAUGAAAAUUACGAAUCAGUAAAACUUUUGCUGGAUCAAACAGUUUCUGAAAAGCAUAUUUUGGACGAAGGGUUAACAAAAACAGUCAAACAAAGAGAUGAGAUUUUGAACCAAAAAAAUAAAGUACAAAAAGGUUUUGAGAAUUUACAAAGUUCUUAUGAAGAACUUUCACAAAAUAUGCUUACAAAAGUAGCAGCUCUAGAGCUUAUUGAAAAAGAAAGAGACGAUCUGUUAGAAAGGUUCAAUGGGUUAAAUAAAAAUUGGGUAGAUGUCGUGGAGGAAAAUGAACAUUUAAAUACUACGAUAGAAAAUAUCAAAGCAGCAAAUACCACACUCUUUGAAGAUGUUAAUAGCUUAACACAAGCCAAUGCGGAGCUAAACAAGCGAAUGAAUACAUUAUGUGAUACUUUGGAGGAAACUACUAAAUCAAGAGAAGAAUUGUCAGAAAAAUUAACAAAAUGCCAAGACGAAUGUAACGCUUUUCUUGUAAUAAAUAACGAUCUUGAAAAUCAGUUAAGAGAAGCUUUAAAUGACAACAAAAGUAUUAAGAAAUGUUCGGAAAGUAUUUUAUCAGAAAAACAUAAUAUAACUGAAGAAUUGAAAAACACAAACACAAAAUACCAUGAUUUGGAAAUGAUGCAUGAGAAUCUUAGAGUAGAAAACAAUACCUUACACGACAGUUUAAGUGUCCUUAAAUCAGACAAUAGCAAACUUUCUGAGAAACUAGCUAAAGUAACGAAAGAUUUAGAAUCAGCGAUUGAAGAUUUUGCCACCAAAAACAAACUAAUAACAGAAAAACUUAAUGAAAAAGCAGAAGUUCUCCAAAAAGCGAUCUUGGAAAAAGAUACCCUAACAGAAAAACUUAGUGAGAAAGAAGAAAUUCUCGAAAAAGUCAUUUUGGAAAAAGAUAGAUUGACCGAAAAACUUAUUGAGGAAGAAGAAAUCCUCAAAAAAGUCAUUUUGGAAAAAAAUAAUUUCAUAGAACAGCUUAAUGAGAAACAAGAAAUCCUCCAAAAAUUCAUUUUGGAAAAAGAUAGAUUGACAGAACAACUUAAUGAAAAAACAGAACUUCUCCAAAGGGAAAUCUUGGAAAAAGAUACCUGUACAGAAAAACUUAAGGAUAAAGACGAAAUCAUCAAACAAUUCAUUUUGGAAAAAGAAAGAUUAACAGCAGAUCUUAAUAAGAAAGAAGAAAUCCUCCAAGAAGUCAUUUUGGAAAAAGAAAGCUUAGCAGCAAAUCUUAAUAAGAAAGAAGAAAUCCUCCAAGAAGUCAUUUUGGAAAAAGAAUGCUUAACAGCAAAUCUUAAUAAGAAAGAAGAAAUCCUCCAAGAAGUCAUUUUGGAAAAAGAUAGCUUAGCAGCAAAUCUUAAUAAGAAAGAAGAAAUCCUCCAAGAAGUCAUUUUGGACAAAGAUAGUUUAACAGAAAAUCUUAAUACGAAAGAAGAAAUCCUCCAAGAAGUCAUUUUGGAAAAAGAAAGCUUAGCAGCAAAUCUUAAUAAGAAAGAAGAAAUCCUCCAAGAAGUCAUUUUGGAAAAAGAUAGCUUAGCAGCAAAUCUUAAUAAGAAAGAAGAAAUCCUCCAAGAAGUCAUUUUGGGCAAAGAUAGCUUAACAGAAAAUCUUAAUACGAAAGAAGAAGUCCUCGAAAAAAUCAUUUUGGAAAAAGAUAAUUUCAUAGAACAGCUUAAUGAGAAACAAGAAAUCCUCCAAAAAUUAAUUUUGGAAAAAGAUAGAUUGACAGAACAACUUAAUGAAAAAACAGAACUUCUCCAAAGGGAAAUCUUGGAAAAAGAUACCUGUACAGAAAAACUUAAGGAUAAAGACGAAAUCAUUGAACAAUUCAUUUUGGAAAAAGAAAGAUUAACAGCAGAUCUUAAUAAGAAAGAAGAAAUCCUCCAAGAAGUCAUUUUGGAAAAAGAAAGCUUAGCAGCAAAUCUUAAUAAGAAAGAAGAAAUCCUCCAAGAAGUCAUUUUGGAAAAAGAAAGCUUAACAGCAAAUCUUAAUAAGAAAGAAGAAAUCCUCCAAGAAGUCAUUUUGGAAAAAGAUAGCUUAGCAGCAAAUCUUAAUAAGAAAGAAGAAAUCCUCCAAGAAGUCAUUUUGGACAAAGAUAGCUUAACAGAAAAUCUUAAUACGAAAGAAGAAAUCCUCGAAAAAAUCAUUUUGGAGAAAGAUAGUUUGACAGAUCAACUCAAUGAAAAAACAGAACUUCUCCAAAAGGAAAUCUUGAAAAAAGAUUCCUUAACAGAAAAACUUAAUGAUAAUGACGAAAUCAUCAAAAAAAUCAUUUUGGAAAAAGAUAGCUUGACUAAAAAAAUAGCAACUCUAGAAAAUGAGUUAAAAAUUAAAGACAAAACAACUUUAGAUGAAGAAACAAAGUUUGAAUGUGCGAUAUUAGAACAGAUGGAAGUUGCCAAGCAGCUACAGACAGAGAAUGUAUCAUUAUCUGAUAAAUUAGCUGCAUUAACAGUCGAGAACGAAACAAACUGUGCCAAGCUCAAUGAGUGCACACAAAAGAUUUCUGAAAUGUCUGCGUAUUUGAAAACGACACUAGAAGAAAAAGAAAAUAUUUUCAAUAAUUAUAAAUAUGCCGAAGAUAAGUUGGUUGUAGCACAAAAAGAAGUAGAUACCAUCACAGUAAAAUUGAAUACAGUAACUCAGGAACUUAACCAAUGCCAGCUAAAUAUUGAAGAAUAUAUUUCUGAAAUACAAAACCUAAAAUUAGACAGCACAAGAUUAACAACAGAAAAAGAACAACUUAAUGAAACUAUUAAAAAGGUUAUUGAAGAAAAAUCAGUAAUAUCGAAAUUUUUCGACUUAAAUAAUAACGAGCUGCAAAAUAUCCAGCAAAAACGUGACGAGCUCUUAGAAGCCUUAGAACAAAGUAACAAGAUAGUGAGCAAUUUACAGGAAGAAAAGGAACAGCUACUAGCGGAGAUUGAAAAUUUAACCAAAGUGAAAAACGAAUUCUCGGAACAGUUAGAUAGAGUCUCCCAAGAAAAUGCCGAUGCAACUGAGAAAAUUCAAAGUUUGUUGAAGAAAAAUUUCGAAACAUCCGAAGAACGAAAAAAUUUAAAUGAAAAAAUUGAUCAGUUAACAGGCGAAAAUGCGUAUAUGGUAGGUACACUUACAACCCUAUCGCAUGAUUUAGACGAAAAAAUUAAAAACGAGACGACUUUAGAAUCAGCUUGCAAAACUCUUCAAACACAAUUAGACGAAAAAUCUGAAAUCUUGGAAAAACUAUCAGAAGAACACAAAGAUAUAUUCGAUAUUGUAGAUAAACUUUCUCAAGAAAUAACGGAUAUGAAGAAAACCAUAGAUUUGCUUUCUGCGGAAAAGAUGCAACUUACGCAACAAGUUAGCGAUCUUACGGAUCAAAUACGAGAUUUAAUACAAGAAAAAAAUAAACUGAUCGAAUGCGUGGACCUAAGCGAUAAAGAACUUCAAAAAGUAAAGAAAGACAGAAACGAGAUACUAGAAGGCCAAACCAAAAUUAUGAAAGAAACUGAAAGCAGUUUGAUCUUCGCCCGUCAGAGCUCCAUAGCGAUCAAAAAUGAGCUGAUGAAGAAAAUAGAAAUGGCCGAAACAGAGAAAGAAAUAUUACGUAAGCAAGUGGAACAAGAUACUAAAAAAAUACAGGAUACCUAUAUGUCUGUAAUGACUGCUAACACAAAAUUGGAGUUAGAAAUUAUUAAUCUAAGAAAGAAAAUCGAGGAUAAAAACCAAAAACUGAGCGAAUAUGUACAAAUUAAGGAAGCCUAUGAAAAACUGUUGGAAGAAAAUAAUAGGCUUAUGACAGAGGUCGAUACAAUUAAAUACAAGAGAUCUAGAGAUAGAGAAGAAUUUGUAAAUUUGUUGAAAAAAGAAAGAGAAGACGCAACUGCCAGAGAAAGCAAGAAAGUGAAAGAAGUACGAAAUGAGUAUGAAGGAAAACUUGAAAAAAUGAAAGAGAAAAUGCUAAAACUGUACAGAGAAGAAGUUGGCAAAGAGAUGAUGAAAGUGAAGGCAGAGCAAAGUGAAAGUGUAUGCUUUGUAAAAACUAUAGAAGACCUACGAAACGACCUAUUCGAAGCGCAACAAAAAUUGCACUUGUUGGAAACUGAACGGGACAUGUUGCGGAUCAAAGAGGCUCAAAUGAACCGAAAUAUCCAAGCUUCUAGAGAAUCUUUGCGAUCAAUGCCCGAUGCACGUGACUCGAUUAGAAGCAGUGUCACGUCGUUGCGGUCAAUUGGUACAAAUAAUAACCGACUUGAAACGGUGCAAAUGGUCCAAAGAGGAAAGAGUACUAGUACUUCUGUGUUGCCAAGACAGACCAGAGAAGUGGAAAGAAAGACGGUAACGUUGCCUCGAAGGGUAGCUGAAAUACAAGAAACAGUUACGAUCUCGAGGAGAACGUCGUUGACCAAUGUUCCGAGUAUGCCGAUGGAAGAUGAAGAUGAUGAUUUCAAUAAUAAAUAUUUAGCCGAUUUAAAGGCUGGGCAUUGCGUGAUAGGUGACAGCGGAAGGCAAUCGAAUGUUAGAUUUUCUGAGUUAGCUUGGAGAAAUUCACUAGUGCCUCCUCAUUUAAAAUCUUCAUAUCCAGCUGAAACGCAAUUUGCUAGCCCCUCCAAAUUUAAGGAAGAUGAUUUGAAGGUUGGUAACAUUUGCCUCGACGAUAGUUUAAGUAAACUUCUUCCGGGAGAAAAGCCUCGCCAAAAGAAAGACUUCGGAACAACUACAUAUAAGAAGCCUGGUCCUCCAACGCCUAGCAAAAACGGGGGAAGGUUAUCUCUACAAGGAAACGAAGUACAGCCAUUGCCUUUAAGAGAACAAAACGAGAAAACCCCUACGAAGAAAGUUCCUACACCUAGUAGGAUUAGAGCACUUUUCGGAAUAAGUAAUUCCCGGGAUAAUUCUGAGAAUCAUGCUGUUACCCCAAGAACCAAACAAAGGUUGCGUAUUUUCCGCAAGCAGCGAUAAUAUUAGUAUUAUUUAGUUUUAACACUGUACUUUUAUGACAGUAUUUUUUUAUUUUUAUAUUUUUGUAUAAAUUUGUCUAACAAUGCUUUAAUAUAUUUUUAAUAAACUGUUUCUAAUUAG
Molecule: messenger RNA, 9028 nt
Organism: Diabrotica balteata
Lineage: Eukaryota; Metazoa; Arthropoda; Insecta; Coleoptera; Chrysomelidae
Source: the annotation of a GenBank genome assembly